Aplysia californica (California sea hare) is the source of this 1124-nucleotide messenger RNA. RefSeq names its product acetylcholinesterase-1-like. The record is from RefSeq and is a predicted model, not a curated record. Lineage: Eukaryota; Metazoa; Mollusca; Gastropoda; Aplysiida; Aplysiidae.
AUGUGGACUUCGACUACGCUCGCCGUCCUAUGUGGCUGCACUUUACUGCUCACAGGACCUGGUUUUGCCAAUGGUCAACUGGUCACCUCAUUCUCUGGAACCUAUCAGGGUUCUAUUCUUACUGGUGACAACGGUCAGCAAUACAACGCUUUUCGGGGAAUCCCUUAUGCGGAACCGCCCACUGGCGACUUGAGGUUCAAGAAAACUGUACCCAAAGCACCCUUUUUUGAAAGCGUGUACGAUGCCACGAAAUUCGGGCCGUUCUGUAUCCAAGGCUCCGCAUGGGUUCCCAUCGUUGGCCCAGGACAAGAGGACUGCCUCUACCUGAAUGUCUACACUCCAACUUCCAAGCCAACGUCAGGCAAGCUUCGAAAGGUGUUUGUUUACAUCCACGGAGGGAGCAACACAGGAGGGAACUCUAACACUAUCUUCCCCGGAACGCUAGUGACGACCUUUGAUCUGGUGGUCGUGACCUUGAACUACCGUCUCGGAGUCUUUGGUUUCCUCAGCACCCUGACCCCGGACUGCCUCGGCAACUUCGGCCUGUGGGAUCAGAUCCGGGCUCUGGAGUGGGUCAGAGACAACAUCCAAGCUUUUGGGGGGGACUCCCAGGCUGUCACGUUGGGUGGAGAGUCAGCUGGAGCCUUUGACGCCUCAGUCUUAGCAUUAUCUUCCAGUGUGCAGGGACUGUUCCAGAGAGUUAUCGUCCUUAGUAAAGCCACGGGGCUCAGUGCAACAGGCUGGAACGAUAAUCCUCUCGUGGCCGCCGUCAAAGCUGCGAGCCCUACGAGGUCUUCCAAAUUAAACAGUACUUAGAGGCUAAACAAGUGCUAGAGAGAGACUAUCUUGUCAGCGUGCUGCAGAACGAAGGGUCCCUCGCCCAGGAUACUGCCAACGGAAAGAAAGAGCAGUCCGGCGACACCAGUAUAACCACGUCCAGCAUGUGCAUGAAAAUGAAAGCCACCACAGAGGCCUUAAUUGGCAAGGCGAAGGAACAUCAGACUGCCAACCUCUUCACUGACUCUGUUAUUACCCGGGAAAAAGCGAAGAAGCACAUUGAUACACGCAGACUGGCGAGGGGAGAUACAAAGCAGCAGACGUACGAAGAUUGUAUGAUAUUUUAG